Messenger RNA from Aureococcus anophagefferens, 2199 nucleotides. RefSeq lists its product as hypothetical. The record is from RefSeq and is a predicted model, not a curated record. Gene Ontology annotation, biological process: positive regulation of transcription by RNA polymerase II. Lineage: Eukaryota; Pelagophyceae; Pelagomonadales; Pelagomonadaceae. Bases 1 to 1698 code for a protein of 565 amino acids. Gene Ontology annotation, molecular function: chromatin DNA binding; transcription coactivator activity; histone acetyltransferase activity. The transcript is spliced from 4 exons. Gene Ontology annotation, cellular component: transcription regulator complex; histone acetyltransferase complex.
AUGUAUCUGUACGAAUACGGUCACAAAUGCCCCCAACCAAACCAGCGUUGUGUUUAUGUAAGCUACCUCGACUCAGUGUACUAUUUUCGUCCUCGCCAAUAUCGAACUAUGGUCUAUCAUCAAAUGCUCAUUGCAUAUCUUGCGCACGUGAAGCAACGAGGCUUCCACACAGCACACAUCUGGGCGUGUCCACCUUGCAAAGGCGAUGAUUACAUAUUCUUCUGUCAUCCAGAGGACCAGAAGACGCCCAAAGAUGACCGGUUGAGAUCCUGGUACAUAACACUGUUGGAGAAAGCAAAAGAAGAAGGAACAGUGACGCAUAUUACCAACCUAUGGGAUGAGCAUUUCAAGUCUGACCACGACGCCACUCUAGUUCCUUAUUUUGAAGGCGAUUAUUGGCCAGGCGAGGCGGAAAAUGUCAUCAAGGCCCUUGAAGACGAGGCCAACGAGCGUACCGACACAAAAUCACGCAAAGCUGCUAGUUCAGUGAAAUCAAAAGCCAAGGGACGAACAAAUCGAGGCCUUCGCUCAGAUGGGACCUUGGAAGAGGAGUGCGGUCAGGAUGCUCUCAUUCUUCGUAUGGGAAAGAUACUUGAGCCCAUGAAGGAUGCCUUUAUCGUUGCCUAUUUAGCUCCUCGAGAUUUUGCACGCGCGAUGGCCCAUCGCUUUGCCUCAGAAGAAAAGCUCAAGUGUGAUUCUAUAGAUCACAAGGCGAUCCAAAUUUUGCCGUCUGAGGUACCGGAUGCCGCCGGAAAUACCAAUUCAGGGGAAAAUCGCAAAUCUAGUGAUCGAGGGCCCGCUGGUGAAGAUGCUAAGCCACUCAUGGACAAGGGCAAAAGUGGGUUAACCAGUGAUAAAGACCUGUCCGCUGUGGAUGAGACAGCAGAAUCUGCUAGCCCUGGUACCAAGGCGCUGGAGUCAAAGCUUGGAGCAGGAACAAAAUGCUCGACUCUCGAUGCUCUAUCUGACUCAUCAAAUCGCAGAGGUGGUGCAUUUGACGAGACAGAGGAUACUGACGAGAUCAUUGAGUCUGAGUUUUAUGACACUCGCCAGCAAUUUCUGAAUUUAUGCCAAGGUAAUCACUAUCAAUUUGAUGACCUUCGUCGUGCAAAGCACACCUCAAUGAUGUCUCUCUACCAUCUUCACAAUCCAGAUGUGCCAAAAUUCCUUGUUACAUGUUCAAAUUGCAACAUGGACAUCAAUUUGGGCUAUUGCUAUAACUCUGAGAAGGAUCCGGAGUUUCACCUUUGUCAGGAUUGCUAUCAAAAGACGCAUAAGGUGUUCGCUGACAAGUCCCCGUUUCGAAGGUCACUUGUAGGCGGUGACUCUCAGGCUCAGCUUACGGAGGAACAACGUCGAGAUCGACAACGCUCAAUUCAAUUGCACAUGCAGCUUCUGCAGCAUGCUUCUGGUUGUCGAAACCAACAGUGUCCCUCGGCCAAUUGCAACAAGAUGAAGAAUCUUCUUAAACAUGGUGCAACAUGUAUGACACGAGUUCAGGGCGGAUGUGCCAUUUGUCGGCGCAUCUGGGCACUAUUGCAAAUUCAUGCACGUCAGUGUCGGCGUGACACAUGCAUGGUUCCAAAAUGCAGGCAAUUGAAAGAGCAGCUUCGAGCACUAGCUCAGCAGCAGGCCCAAAUGGAUGAACGACGUCGGGCUGCAAUGAAUGCUGCUUAUAGGAUGACUCCCAACAAAUGAACCCCAGAUGAUUGACGGUAUGAUGAGCUAGGCGCUUGUCGCUUUUGCAAGAGAUGCGCUGCCGGAAGGCUGGUGGCCGAGGGCCGCAUGGGGUCUGGCGACAGAUCUGCUUGGCGCUCGAGUGACACACUGCGGUGCAUGCACAGUGUGAAGAUUGUGUUGGAACCUGCGUAUGCUAGUAUCCUACCCAGCAUAGCAUGGCCAGCACAAGGCACACCCAGCAUGACCGAGCAGAGCAUAGCCAGCAUAGGCUAGUAUGAGCGCCCCUGUAUAGGGAGGACAGCAUAGUCCCGAUUGGGGCUACAGAGAGAACAACAGGCACCUGGUGUCUUUUUUAUAGCUAGAUUUGGGGGUUGUCCUGACGGUUUAGGCGCCAAAUUGCUCACGGCGUUUUUUACGUGACGGCCCAAAAUGCAGUCGAACUUAAAAACGCAGUCGCGGGGAUCGUAGGCGCGCGCAAAAAGCCAUAUCGCAGGAAACUUUAGCUAAGCUAUUCUCCGU